Ruditapes philippinarum (Manila clam) is the source of this 1455-nucleotide messenger RNA. RefSeq names its product fibropellin-1-like. Bases 1 to 1386 code for a protein of 461 amino acids. Gene Ontology annotation, biological process: heterophilic cell-cell adhesion; establishment or maintenance of epithelial cell apical/basal polarity. Lineage: Eukaryota; Metazoa; Mollusca; Bivalvia; Venerida; Veneridae. The record is from RefSeq and is a predicted model, not a curated record. Gene Ontology annotation, cellular component: plasma membrane; protein-containing complex. Gene Ontology annotation, molecular function: calcium ion binding. The transcript has 12 exons.
AUGAAUUACAUAUGGAUUACAGUCGCUGUUUUUCUCGUGUUGAGAGCAGAGGCAGCAACCGGGAAAACAAAUGCUAAAGUCAGUAGAUUCCUUUAUAGUCAUCAUGAUAAUCAGCCUGAUUACCAUAAAGUGGACCAUUGUUCAAGACAUCCGUGUCAAAACGGAGGAACUUGCGAAAAUCACUCUUUGUACGCAACAUGUAGGUGCACAGAUGCUUACACAGGAAAACAUUGUGAAACAUUAAAAGACCACUGUGCAAGCCAUCCCUGUCAACAUGGUGGAACAUGUCACAAUGAGAUGUCUUAUCACCUUUUUUCGAUGGCUCAAUACAGAUGCGAGUGUCAAACAGGCUGGAUGGGUUUUAGCUGCGAAAUCGUUGAUCCCUGUUCAAACAAUCCAUGCCAAAAUAGCGGUACAUGCCAUCAUUCUUUACAUCACCGACACGGAUAUUAUUGCGCGUGCAGGACCGGAUAUGUUGGAGAUUAUUGUGAAACAGAUGUUAGCACUACGUCAGAUCCAUGUGGAGACCAACCAUGCAAAAAUGGAGGUGGGUGUAAAAGCACAGGAGGUAGUUAUGUGUGCACGUGCCCUCCUAAUUGGUCAGGUACUAAGUGUGAUACAGAUAUAAAUGAGUGUGACAACACUGAUCAGUGUAAAAAUGGCGGGAAUUGUACAAAUACAGACGGGGCCUUCAGUUGUAACUGCAAAGAUGGCUGGACAGGGACAGUGUGUGACAACGAUAUUGACGAAUGCACGAUGUACCACUUUUGUCAAAACAAUGCCACGUGUUUAAAUUUACCAGGUACCUUUCACUGCACAUGCGCAACAGGAUACAGUGGUGUACAGUGUGCUCAUGAAGACGACCCGUGCAUCCCUACUAACCCGUGUCAAAACGGUGCAACAUGUAACAGAGACUCUUCCGGUCAGGCCACUUGCAGCUGUUUGCCAGGGUAUUUUGGUGCUCUUUGUGAUAAAGGUCAACCAAACACAUGUGACCAUAUUUGCACUCUGCAGUCUUUGGCGUCGCAACAUUCUCUCCAGAGUGCCAACGCCGCCACGUGUUCUAGUUCUUCAUUUGGUUCGAACGAGGCGCUACCUAUGCAAUGCUGUUCAACACAGGCAUCUAGUUCUUGGACCAAGGGCCCGGACGUAAUGACGCAAUGUAACAGUGGAACUAUGACACCAUAUACUACUGUAGCAAUAUUCAGACCCGAUGGCACGGUCGAACCGGAAGCGGCUGGUAUUCUUACAGAAUGCCUCAGUGGUAGAGCAGGAUUUUCGAUUGUUCGCCAAGAUUGUACGUCCUUGCCAACCCUUAUCCAUGUCAACGGAACAGCUGUUGGUCAAGUUGACAACAACCCGAACCAUUACUCAAUCGUGUUGUGAAACAAUUUUCAUCUAACGCGUGUUGUGUAAUGUUUGACUAAACUUGAGAAUAAAUUCAAUCCCAAAUUA